Molecule: messenger RNA, 452 nt
Organism: Dentiscutata erythropus
Lineage: Eukaryota; Fungi; Glomeromycota; Glomeromycetes; Diversisporales; Gigasporaceae
Source: the annotation of a GenBank genome assembly
CAAAAUUUGAUUUGAGAAUUGAAUUUAAUUCUACAAACCUUCCAUCUACAUUAGUAUUUUGGAAUAGAAAAACUUCUAUAGAUUUUAUAAAAAAAAUUAGCAAAUCUUUAAAUAUUUAUGAAUGGAUGCAUAUAUAUGAUCUUGCUGGUGGUUCUGGUGAAGCAAGUAAUACUAUUCAAGAUAAAUAUGAGAUUUUUUAUAUACAAACAUAUACUCUAGACAAACAACCAAUUACUGCUUCGCAACCAACACUAUUUCAAAAAUUAAGUGGUAUUAAUGUAGUAUUUAAUUCUUCAAAAAUACUAGAUACAUGCAAAACUACUAUUCAAAUAUUAGAUAAUUAUAAAAAUAUUAGUUUUGGUGCAAGGUUAGAGUAUAGAAUAUCAUAUAAUAAUACUGAGUCUUUUGCAAAAAAUUUAAUAGAAAGAAAUGAUAUAUCUUUAUUUUUAUAA